Bacidia gigantensis is the source of this 1203-nucleotide messenger RNA. RefSeq lists its product as uncharacterized. The record is from RefSeq and is a predicted model, not a curated record. Bases 1 to 1203 code for a protein of 400 amino acids. The transcript is spliced from 2 exons. Gene Ontology annotation, molecular function: nucleotide binding. NCBI's taxonomy places the organism in Eukaryota, Fungi, Ascomycota, Lecanoromycetes, Lecanorales, Ramalinaceae.
AUGUCCAAACAAACACUCGAGCUCCACUGGGGCAUCCUAGCCACGGGCGGAAUAGCGCAAACAUUCGCCAAAGACCUCUCCAUCGACCCCAAAACACGCAACGUAUCCACAAUCAAGCACUCCGUAGCCGCAGCCGCCAGCUCCUCCAGCAAAACACGCGCUCAGGAGUUUCUGAAAGAAGUCGACGCGCCCUCGUCAGCGAAGGCGUACGGUUCGUACGAGGAGCUGGUCAAGGAUCCAGAUGUGGAUAUUAUAUACAUAGCGACGCCGCAUAGCCAUCAUUUCCAGAACGCGAUGCUGUGUUUCGAGCACGGGAAGAAUGUGUUGUGUGAGAAGGCGUUGACGGUGAAUGCGGCGCAGGCGAGGGUGUUGGUGGAGAAAGCUCGCUCGAAGGAUCUUUUCUUUAUGGAAGCGGUUUGGACGCGCUACUUCCCGCUCUCGAUCUACGUUCGCGAGUUGAUCACAUCGGGGCAUUUGGGGUCUGUUCACCGCGUCAUUGCCGAUCUUUCUAUGGCUAUGGAUCCCGCAACCUCGUUUGCGGACGGGAAGUCGCGCAUGGUGAAUGUGGAUCUUGCUGGUGGCGCGCUGCUUGAUCUAGGCAUCUAUUCGCUGACGUGGUUGUUUCAAACGCUGUAUACGACCCAGCCGGAGUCUCAGCGUCGAAAGCCGAGUGUGCAGACGAUUAUGAGCCCGUUCAAGACGGGCGCUGAUGUUCAUACUUCGAUGAUUUUGGAGUUUCCUAGGGGUGAAGGGGAGGGGCCGGUGCAUGGUGUUGCGACGACUAGUAUGUUGGUCGCUGGGGACCCGGAUGGGAAGGGCUCGGCUGGUCCGACGAUUCGGGUGCAGGGGACGAAGGGGGAGGUUCAGGUCUUUCAUCCGGCGUUCAGGCCGGUGAAGACGAAGUUGGUGAUGAAGGAUGGGACGGUGGAGGAUAAGGAGUGGCCGCAGCCAGGGCCAGGGAAGGGGAGUGGGUUCUUCAAUAAGUUCGGGUCGGACAAGAGGGAGGAGGGAGAAGGGCAGGGAAUGUUUUGGGAGGCAGAUGAGGCGGGGUAUGCGCUGCUGGAGGGGCGGAAGGAGAGUCGGUAUCAGAGCCUUGAGGAAAGCGUUGUUAUAAUGGAGGUCAUGGAUGAGGUGAGGAAGCAAGGGGGUCUGAAGUAUCCGGAGAAGAUUGAGAGUGUAGAGUAUCCUUUGAAUCUGACUUGA